Molecule: messenger RNA, 5928 nt
Organism: Nycticebus coucang (slow loris)
Lineage: Eukaryota; Metazoa; Chordata; Mammalia; Primates; Lorisidae
Gene: BEST3
Product: bestrophin 3
Exons: 10
Coding region: 202-2235 (677 amino acids)
Molecular function (GO): chloride channel activity
Source: RefSeq, a predicted model, not a curated record
UUAACCCCUGUGCUUGUCACACUCUGAGUCUUCUCCAUAGCCAAAGAACAGAGAGAAAAAUCUAUCUGUGCAUGAGCGAGUGGUGAAACCAAAGAGGAAAGCACCAACCUGAAGGCACCUCUUCCAGGGGGGACCAAAAAUCUGAAGAUUCUCUUUCCUGCCAGAAACUCCAAAGGAGAUACAUAGAAAAAAAUAUCCACGAUGACUGUGACUUACUCCAGUAAAGUAGCAAAUGCAACUUUUUUUGGAUUUCAUAGGUUACUCUUCAAGUGGAGAGGCAGCAUCUACAAACUCCUGUACAGGGAAUUCAUUGUUUUUGCUGUUCUUUACACUGCAAUAAGUCUGGUGUACAGAUUGUUACUUACAGGAGCCCAAAAACGUUACUUUGAAAAAUUAUCAAUUUACUGUGACAGAUAUGCUGAACAAAUUCCAGUAACCUUUGUGCUUGGGUUCUACGUGACCCUGGUGGUGAACCGAUGGUGGAACCAGUUCGUGAACCUGCCCUGGCCGGACCGGCUGAUGUUCCUCAUCUCCAGCAGCGUGCAGGGCGGUGACGAGCACGGGCGCAUGCUCAGACGCACGCUGAUGCGCUACGUCAACCUGACGUCGCUGCUCAUCUUCCGCUCCGUCAGCACCGCGGUCUACAAGCGGUUUCCCACCAUGGACCACGUGGUGGAAGCAGGUUUUAUGACAGCAGAUGAAAGGAAAUUAUUCAACCACCUCAAAUCUCCUCAUCUGAAAUAUUGGGUUCCGUUUGUUUGGUUUGGAAAUCUUGCAACUAAAGCCCGGAACGAAGGUAGAAUCAGAGACAGUGUUGAUCUGCAAUCACUGAUGACUGAAAUGAACCGGUUCCGCUCCUGGUGCAGCCUCUUGUUCGGCUACGACUGGGUGGGGAUCCCGCUGGUCUACACGCAGGUGGUCACUCUGGCCGUCUAUGCUUUCUUCUUCACGUGCCUGAUUGGACGCCAGUUUCUGGAUCCCACCAGGGGCUACGCCGGGCACGACCUGGACCUCUACGUCCCCAUCUUCACGCUGCUGCAGUUCUUCUUUUACGCGGGAUGGCUCAAGGUAGCUGAACAACUCAUCAAUCCUUUUGGAGAAGAUGAUGAUGAUUUUGAAACUAACUGGUGCAUUGAUAGAAAUUUGCAGGUCUCUCUUUUAGCUGUGGAUGAAAUGCACAUGAGCCUACCCAAAAUGAAGAAGGACAUUUACUGGGACGACUCUGCCGCCCGCCCGCCCUACACGCUGGCAGCUGCUGAAUACUGCAUACCCUCAUUUCUGGGGUCAACUGUCCAAAUGGGGCUGUCUGAGUCCGACGCGCCUGACGAGCAGUGGCUGUGGGACGUGGAGAGGCUGGGCCACCGGCACUCGGUCAUCGGCCGGGUCAAGAGGUUCCUGAGCGCGCACGAGCCCCAGUCCAGCGCCCUACGGAGGAGCUACCUGCGACAGAGCAGCGACAGCUCCGCCUUCCUCCCCCGAGGGGACCCGACCCCCGUCGGAGAUCUGCUGGGGGUGCCCGCGGGGAGCCCCGGCCGGGCCUGGCCGGGGCAGAGGCGGCCGCGCUUGGAGGAGGCGAGCCCCAGGGCACACGCCAGCACGGGCGAGCUGUCCACCAUCCGCGAGUCCAGCCGGACCAGCACGCUGCAGACCCUGACCCCGCAGCCCAGCGUGAGGCCGUCCCCCACCAAGAUGCCCCAAGUCCCCGAGCUGCUGGUCACUGCGGCCCGAGCUCCAGAGCCCGCGCCCGACAGCAGCACCCACAGCCCGGCGACCUCGGUGGACAGCUCCGAGUUCACAGGGGUUCAGCCGAGCGGGCCCGGGCGGUGGGAGGGCCCAGGCGGGUCGCUGCUGUCCCCCUCAGAGGAGGGGACCCCUCCUAGGGGCUCCAGCCCCCAGACGUUUUCAGCCAACGCUGAGAGACACGCGUUCAAGUGCACAGAUGGCCCCAGGGGUGGGGACAGGUCUCCAAAAUGGUGGAGUCUCCCGGGGCUCCCCACCUCCCUAGGAACCCCGAGUCCGGAGGCCCCGAGCGCCCAGCCUGUCCUUCUCGUGGACACGGACUCAUCUUCAGAGGCCAGCGGGAUCAGCUUUGUGGCCGCCCCCCGAAUCUCCCCUGAGCUGCUGUAUUUGGUGGAAACCCCGGAUGCCCGGGAGACGGACAUCAUCGAGCUGGACAGCCCGCCUGCCCAGGGCCCGCCCGGAGCAGCGCCACGGGCUCCCCGGACCUGGUUCUAGCUGUCCCCGGGGUCAGCUGUUAGGCAGGAACGUGCCUGGGAGCCGGUCAGUUUGUCUAAAAAGAGAUGCUGCUGCCUGAGCUGCUGCCAGCAUGGAAGGGCGUCACGAUCCUGCCCUUGUGAGUGAGACCUUUGACUGCCAAACACACCGGGUCAUCCGUCGCCCGGCUCCUGGCUCCAGUUCAAGUCACACAGACCACAGGGAUGGUCUCGACCACAUGAGGACUCUAAAAAUACGUACGACGGGAAGGGCCUCACAGACCUGUCCAGAGGUUUCUGUCUUUUCUGUAGCUGUGAGGGCAGGAGAUGGGUCCUGUGAUGAUGCCCCAAAGGCACGUUCCUGCCUAACAGCUCCUGGUUUGAGGCUUUCCAACAUCUCGCUCCCGCUUUCUCUAUCAUUAUUAUUAUUAUUAUUAUCAUUUCCGGAUUCUUAAGCUUUAUCAGCACCCAAAAGCUUCAUCUCUCUUCAGUUUCCUUUUCUACUUUCACGGUUUCAUUCUUCUCUCUUCCCUCUUUAUUCUCUUGUCCUUUUUUCCUUCUUUCCCUUCUCUCUGGUUGUGCUGCUUCUCUAGAGACACUAAUCUGACCCACCUUUCAGUUAUAAUACUUUUCUCUUGCCGACUCUGCUGCUCACUCCUGGCGUGGUUUUGAGAGGCCCAGGCGCUGCCACAGCCUCCUGCAGAGGAGCCCAGAGGUCAGCAGAGCAGCCGGGAGGUCAGCAGAGCAGCCCGGAGGUCAGCAGAGCAGCCCGGCCACCUCCGGCCUCACUUCCGGCAGAAGGGUGAGGGGGUGACGGUCCCCCUGCCCCUCCCAGACACUGCCAUUUCUUUCUGCUUCUACUCUUUGGUCUUGGACACUGGAGAAAAAUGAAAGAUAAAAGGAUAUGAAACUUAGAUAAUCAAAUGCUGUGUAACCCAAGAAUAUACAGCAGGUGCCAAAAAAUAUGUGGACAUUUAAACUGUAUUAAAUUUGUAAUACUCAAGCCACAUUUGACUUCUGGAAUUACAAGAGGUGCUCAACAUGACUUGCAUUCAUCUUUUUUUAUUGGUAAAUAUUGAGAUAUUGAGUAUUACAUAUAUAUAUAUAUAUUUUUUUUUUUUUUUUUUUGAGCAGAGUCCCAUUCUGUAGCCCUGAGUAAAGUGCCUUGGCAUCAUAGCUCACAUCAACCUCAACCUCAAACUCUUGGGCUCAAGCGAUCCUCCUUUCUCAGCCUCCCAAGUAGCUGGCACUAUAGGUGCCUGGCCACAAUGCCUGACUAGUUUUUCUGUUUCGUAGAAACAGGGUCUCACUCUGGCUUGUGCUGGUCUUGAACUCCUAAACUCAGGCAAUCCACCUUCCAUAGCCUCCCAGAAUGCUAGGAUUACAAGCAUGAGCCACCAUGCCCAGCUGAGCAUUUUAAUCUUAACAUAGAUUUUUUCCUUUCUUAAAAUGUGUAUACAUUACUUGGCACUUGCUAAGAAUCUGCUUAACUCAAACUCUUAAGCAGAUAUCCCAAUCGUGUCACAACAUGGGGCCAGUUACUGAGGCCUGAUGCUGGAGGUGGUGGGUGCUGGAGUCCAGGACUGCAUACCAGGGACUGGAUGUCGGCUGACACGCUGCAAGGAGCUCUCAGGGUGGCUUGCUGUGGGCCCCCAGCUGUGUCUGGAAAGCCAUGCCUUGUGUUGUUCUCACCAUGCAUUGUAUGAUGAAGCUUGACCACAGAUGGCUUAAGAAAUAAAAUAAUCCUAAUAGCUACUGUGUACUGAGAGCUCGCUGUGUCCAGAAGAGGCGGCUCACACUUAUAAUCUCAGUACUUUGAGAGGUAGAUUGCUUGAGCUCAGGAGUUUGAGACCAGCCUGAGCAAUAUAGCAAGACUCUGUCACUACAAAAAAUUAAAAAAAUAAAAUUAGCCAGGUGUGGUGGUCUGUAUCUUUAAGUCUUAGCUACUCAGAUGUCUGAGGCAGGAGGAUCACUUGAGCCCAGGAGUUGAGGUUGCUGUGAGCCACGAUCUCACCACUGCACUCCACCUCAAGCAACAGAGUGAGAUACUGUCUCUAAAAAAAAGAAGAAAAUGGAGGCUUUGGGGAAGUAAUUUGCCCAAAAUCACAUAGCCGUAAAGUGGCUGAGUUCAGACUUACCCUGUCAAGCCCAGGUUUACCCUGUACCCUUCACACUGUGCUCCACCUCCCUAUGCUGCCUAUAAGGCCCUGAACCCGCUGCCACUUUGUCCAGAAUUCUGGAAGAUGCCCCAGAGGAGCUAUGCCCCAGGUACAGCCCUGGAAGCCUCCCUCCCGGCUGGAGUCUGCCUGUCUCUUUUAUGCAUUCAUACAGGUGAAUGAUGCUCCAAUUUUGACCCCCAUGCAAUGGUCCUCUUCAUUUUGGGGCAGGACCCUCCGGCCCCUCUCCAACUCCUGCUGAUACCUUGUAAUUAGCACAUUUUCACAAGACCUCAGAUCUGCCCAGGCCUUCCGAGCUGUACAGCAGCGAUGACAUUUGACAUUUGCUCUCACUGGCUUUUCUCAAAGGCCAGAAAGGAAAUAGCAUUAAAGGAAGUGCCAGACGCUGACAGUUCUCCAGGCUGGCUGAGAAAGCAUUAGGUACAGAUGUCACCCUUCUAAAAGGCAAGAACCAAACCACCUCAUAGGCACCAGUCUCCCAAGGCUCUUUUCUUGGGGUUUCAACUUAAGUCCCUCUAUUCUCUUUUUCUUUGGCUCUAUGUGUUGCUCAAAUUUAAAUAAGUUGCUACUUAGCCAGCUGGGAGCAGUGCCUCAGCCUGUGAUCCCAGCACUAUGGGAGGCUGAGGCAGGUGGAUCACUUGAGCUCAGGAGUUGGAGACCAGCCCGAGCAAGAGCAAGAUCCCAUUUCUACUAAAAAUAGCAAAACUACCCAGGCAUUGUGGCCAGCGCCUGUCCCAGCUGCUCGGGAGGCUGAGGCAAGAGAAUCGCUUGAGCCCUAGAGUUUGAGGUUGCUGUCAGUUAUGACACCAGGGCACUCUGGCCUGUACAACAAAGUGAGACUGUCUCAAAAAGAAAAAAAAAAAGUACUUAGCUAUUUUAGAAAUAUGAUCAGUUUUCAUUCCUGCAUCCAAGGUGACAAAUUAUACACAAAUAAACUAAUACAUUUUAUGGGGGGCUAGCAGAAUGUUUGUUUAUCUCUGCUUCCAUUCACCCCUUAUGUAUCUUUAUCCAGAGAAUUUAAUUUUCUCAAUAUUUCUUCAAAAUUUGAAAUGGCCUCUCAUUUUCUCCUUGCACUGAAAACUAAAUUAUGACUCACUCAGUGAACCUAUGUCAUUGAAGUCAGCUACACAUUCAAGGCAGCAAUGGCCCAGAGAAAAUGAAGAGAUUCUCUCCUCAUUCUAAAAUGAGUUUUUACUCCACAACAACGAAGGUUGCAAAAACAAAAUGAUUUCUUCUCAUGUGCCUGAUUUCAUUGCCUGCGGGGCCCGUUUUCUCCUGAGGUCUGGAAUCUUCAACCAUACAGAUAAAUAAAUGGUCAUAUGGCCUGGUGGCUUAGCCUUUGGGGCUUACCCAUUCCAAGAAGAGGCUCAGCUUGUCUGAGCAUUAAAUGUGACCCUCAAGUCAGAGAGGGCGGUGAGGCCAGAACAUAUCACUGCGUUCUCUCCCAGCCCAGCACAUAGCUCCGCCCUGGCCCUGGGGCCUGCCCUUGAGGAAGGUCAGGGCUCAAUAACUUUUUCUCUGUCAUCCAGGAAUUUAGA